Amoebophrya sp. A120 is the source of this 12671-nucleotide messenger RNA. Lineage: Eukaryota; Dinophyceae; Syndiniales; Amoebophryaceae. The record is from the annotation of a GenBank genome assembly.
UUUUGAUUCGAAAAUUCGCCCUGCGGAUGAACAUGAGCAGCUGCCGCGACGACUAGAAGUAAAACGAAAAUUAUACGAUAAAACAAGAUGAGCAGCGUUUUCGUAAGUGUAUGAUUCUUUACUCUAUUUGGAGAUGAGGUUUUGAUGCAACAUCUUUCUUUCAAAGCAGGAAUAACUAUGGCACUCAUAUUCGUGAAAAUGGAUUUAUUUUACUUAUAUCCAGCUUGCGGCGGAUGCGAUAAAGUUGUAAACGAUCCGGCAUCCUUACCUCCACGGAUGAACUUACCUUUCAAACACAAAUGCUAAUUUUGUUGCGCAGAAAUCGCUUUCAUCGGCCCCUAACAGUAUGCGAAGGCGAGCUGGGGGGCUAUGCGCGAGGAAGGGGGGAGGAGUUUGCUCUUCACAAAAAUCUUUAUUUUGACGCAAAAAAUUCCAUUUAUGCUGUGGAACACGAUGAAAAACGGCAGGAACGACUAGGACUAUACGGAAAGAUGUUCAUAUAACAGGAGCAGCUAUUAAAUCGAUUGAAAUUUUCAAAAAUUUGUUCUAUUAUAAAUAUGCAUGUCAAAACCACUUAGUUUAUGGUUAAUUAGCUAGCUGAUAGUUAAGGUAAAGUAGCUAGUUGUCUUGCGGCUGUGUCUCGGAACGCCGCGCGGAGUCGUUGAUGAAGUAGUUCCGGCGGCCAUUUUGCUGAUUCUACUGACAACAAUCCUCAAAGAAAUCUGACAACAGCUAAAUCCUAAACCCUUCGGUGCCUAGAGUGGUACAUUUGUGAAUUGAUUUUCGGUAUGGCAGAGCGGUACGAAAUUCGGAACAAAUGUAGGCUACUUCUGGUCAUGUGAAGCUCUUAUGGGACCUGUUUUGAUUGAGAUUCUGGCACAACUUUGCAGGGCAUAUACGUUUCUAGAACCGGACCCCGGAUCCCUUCUAGUAGCGUGCGAGUUUUUGGUUGUCGAGUCAGUGUCUUAGAACGUCUUCUCCUCACAUUUGCACGAACAUCUUCCGACUUCUCCUCUCUCAGGAUGGAGUUUGAUCCGAAAGCUAUCGAGCGCGCAUCUGUACAAGAAAUCAAAAGGCUGUUGGAAGAUUCUUUCGAGAUUGUUAUGAUUUUCGAGACCGGAUGCGAUUUUUUCAUAGCGCCGCUUCCGCAUAUCAGGGCGGAGCUGGGCAUCACUCAGAAAUGGUAUCUCGGCAUCCAGCUGAAGAGCACCCGCACGAUGUCCGCCGCCUGGCAGCGCAAACUGCGGUAUGUUCUGAAUCAUUACAAGAACUUGUACCACGGAACCGUUCUGCUUGGCUGGGCCAACGAUUGUAUGGACGUCUUCGUGCAGCCGGUGCAUCGUGUGACGAACUACACCAAGUUCGACAUCUGCGACGGUCUGUACAAUCGCAACACAGUCAUCAAGCGGCUGACGGAUCUUUGGCAGAACCCGGUGUGUACCCGCCAUACGGAUACGAUGGCGCUGUUGUCCUCCUACUCGCAGGCGACCUUAACGGAGAAAACUGCCCGCCGUAUGUUCCUGGAUUUGGUUGCUGGAAGUGAUUUCGUGUAUGCCCCCGCGGAGCGGGAGUUUGACAAAAUUGACGGGCACAUUUGGUGCAAGCAGGAUCCGCUCAAGAAGUAUCGGGUGCAGGAGAAGGUCCUUUGCCUUCGUAAGGAGCGCGGGCUCGCUAUCGGACUGCGCUGCAACUUCCACCGCAACUCCAAAGGACCGUACCACACCACCGACGCCGAUUUCCUGCUUCUCCACGCUCGCUCGGGAGAAACUUCGGGGCAGUUUCUGGGCCUGCAUGGAUCCGCCCUGAUCCCGUUUUCCACACUGCAGGAACACGGCUACACCGCCGACGAGACGACGUACAUAAGAGCUUCAUGGUUUUUGAUUAGCGAAUUUGCUGUUUUAGCCGGUAGGUGCGAGUGAGAAUAUAGGCAACAUAGUACUAAUCGUUUUUAUUCUAGAAACCAAGAAACGAAUCACAAACGGAACCUCAACAGCGGACAACCGGGGAAGAAGACGAUCAACUUCUAUCCAGACGCACCCGGAGUCGGGCACCCCCGUCGCGACGGUGCGCUUGAGAAGUCGUAUUGUAAGUGUGACGAUCGCGAAGCUUACACGCAACACCUGCUGAACAUUUUGAAGAAGCACAUCGAUGAAGACAUGUGAUCCACUUCGUCCUGUAGCUCGCGGACUAACUGAUCGCACAAAAUUACGAGGACGAACGAAUACUACAACCCGGAGAACACAAAAAGGCGCAGACACUGACAACGACAUACGUUUUUGAUUCAAUUUGCAUAGAUAAAAGAACUGGUUCGUACAAGCAGAGAAACGCAUCAUAAUGCAUCCAAGUUUAAAUUUCUCCUCUACGGAAGGGCGCCAGAUGGGAGCUUUCUAGUAAAGCAAAUUCGUCGUGGAGGUUCUAUAUUAUGUGAUUUCUUAUAUCAUAAAAGAGCAUGAUAAAUCCAUGGUUUGUCUUUCAAACAUAAAUAAAAUUCUCUUUUGCAUAGUGUUGACGUUAAGCAGCUUCCACAGCUGCAGACUGGGUUUCUGUGCAGGUGUAUUAAACCUUCAUAAAGAAGAAGCGUACUACUUUUCAUUUUUUCAUAAUCUAAUUUUGCAUCAUUCCACGUUGGGAUGCUUGGAGAAGUGCUGUAAAAGUGCUCUUUCGAGUUUUUUCUAACAAGAACAUUCAAAAUUGAUGAAACUAAACGUGCCGAUGGUCUCAAGUUUCCCUAGCUUUAUUCUCAUGUAGUGGGCAAAGAGCUGAUAACUCUGGAGACGCAAGUUUGUGUCUGUAGCGUUGAUUUCAUAACCAGAGUGUGUCUCAUUCUACUUUCCAUUUGCACCGCUAGAACUGGAAGCACCACCCGCCUUCUGCUGCAUGUGGGGCGGCAGUCCGUGUUCGUAGUAGACCCCUUCAAACCACAUCGGGUGGUUAUAUCCCAUAUCCCCAGCAUUGUCUUUCGGCUCUUCGUCCGGCUCGACCUUUUCGUCGUCCUCCUCCUAGUUGGAAGUGAAGGUGAGGUUGGAAUUAGAUUUUUGCAUGACAAUCUGUAUGAUGUGGAAGCUGCAACGCAUAACCGCAUGACAUACGCAUGACAAUCUCUGUAAAGAAACAAAAUGCAAACUGUAAGAAAGCACAAUAUCGCUGUACCUUAUCAUCACCCUCAGUUCCCACCUUGUCGAACCAGUCCUUCCCCCGCCGCGUUCCCUUUUUGAGUUCGGGAAGCAGGGCAUUUUCGAAGGCCUUGGCGGGAAUCGGUAAACUGACGUUCGCUUCUGUGCCCGCGUUCGGAUCGGAGCGGCAAAUCUGCAUUGACUGCGCCUGCAAGUCGAACUCCGCAAUCACGAAGGGGAGUAAUUCCAGCAUGAUCCUGUUUUCCAGAUUCCCCGACGUUCCACACUCCGGCGCGAGCUUCACUUUCACCGGCGCAUACCCAUUGGACCAGAACUGUAGGUUUUUAUUUGGAAAAUGUGACGAGGGAGAACGAGGUGGAUUAUGCAAUACAAAUUUACGCGUCACGGCAUGAUGCGGUGGAAGUUUACACGAGCUAGACAUUCACUAGAACAAACAGUACCAGUCUCAUGGUCGGCAGCUUUUGACCAGCCUGAUUACGGUGCGAACGAAACUGCGCCACUUCCGCCACCGGGUUGGUUUUCGACACUGUGUAGACGAAGAUGGCUGGGUGGCGCUCCAGGUUUUCCUGCAUCGUGGUGUGAAUACCCGGCGGCCGACCCAGGUUGGGUUGCGGCGUAAGCUUGCGCUUCUUGGUUCUGUCCAUCUUAGUGUUAGCGAGAGCUGCGCUGCCCUGCACGAUCCGCUCCUCCUCCUGCAUCGCGAUGCGGUACGCCUCCCGGCACUUAUCGGCGGUAGCAGUCCCGUAGACCAUGUGGUGGAAGAGGAUGUGACGGUUCUCCUUGGACAGCUCCGGAAUGGCCUUCAGCAAGACCUUGUACACGCGCGUGAGCGGCGUAAACAACGCCAUCUGCUUUUCCAGCGAAAGGGACGAAAAGCAGUCCACCAGAGUCGUAUCAGCACGGAUCCACAAAUCGUCGAGGAGAACGAUUUCCGUCCGUUUACAGAUGUCCAUGGACUGCCUGCGCAGAAUCCUACCGUCGUACAGAUUCAGGUCGUUCAACAAUCCGCCAGUUUUUUUGAAAUCCCCCUCCGAAAUCGGCAUGGAGAACACGUUCACGUCGUACCGAUUCAGCUCGAGACCCUGGUACCGCCCCAUCUUCACCGCGAUGACGCGCUCCAUGGUGGGUGUACAUUCAUCGGGUGUUUUCUUGUGGUAUCCGAUGACCCAGUAGUUCGGGUUCUCCUCGAGAAAUUUUUCCAGCUCACGCUCGUUGAAGGCCAUCUGCCCGACGUACGCCAAAGCGUUGUAGUGAUCUAUGGAAAAAAUAUCUCCUCGAGUCUAUCAUGCUAAAAGCAGUAGUGCAGACAUACUCCCUGACAGCAAUAGGACUACGUUUGUCAUGCGUCGCGAUGUAUGUGUAGUGUGUCUAUAUGCAGUCGAAGCUGUGAUAAAAGAAUCCUCUUCAUGCGAAUUAUCUGCACGACUGUUUUUUGCAAGAUAGCAUGACCCUCUUCGCGUCCACGGCACGAAAGCCAGAGUCAUGCCCGGACAUCGAGACGAACUCGGGAUCACCGGUGCAGUCGAUGACGGACUGGAUUUUCUUGUCGUUUUGGGUUUGGUUUUGCCACAUGUUGGUAGCGACCCCCUUCAUCUGUUUGUACAGCUGGUUGAGUUUUGUCCCUCUUCCGCCCCCGACACGACGCUCCUCGUCCUGAUCCAGCAGUAGUGUGUGGAAAUCAUCCUUCGUCGGAUUUUCGUGUGUAGCAGUGGUGAUACUCAGGACAGAGUCUAUUUCCCUCGGCGACAGCAGCGGCAGCUUCGUCACAUCGCGGACAUGCGGAGCCGGGUAGUAGCGCGCACCCUGCUCCAUGUGGCGCUGGCGAUCCACCUGGCGGGAGAUGAGGGUCUGGUCCGCACGCGGCUUUUUGUUCUGCGCCGGAUUUUGCUCCCUGUGCUGCUUCUCCUGCCAGACCUCGGUGACGGUAAUUGUGCGGCACCGGUUCGUGCAGUACGGCUGCAGGUACUUGAGCGUGUCCACGCCGAGGUUGAAGAUCUUGCACAUUUGUUUCGCGGUGAUGCUCAGCGGAAACGGGCACAAAUCCCCCAGCAGCUUGCACGUGUUCUUGUUGAGGAGGAUGUUGUGGUUCUGAUAAUCCUCCCAGAGGCCAUAUUGCGGGUCCCCAACUUCGAACCAGAAACAGUUCAGCGUGUUCCUGAGGACUUUGAUGGCCGGAAUCUCGUACUCCUCGCCAUAAUGGUACACAGCGCAGGCGUCGCCGCACAGGCACCUCCACAACCGCUGCCGGUUCUUGGACAUGUUGUCUUGGAUCUUUUCUAUGCAAUUGAAAUACUUUCUGCAAAGCCCAUUGGUGCGCGCAAGCUUGCGUUGCUGGAACAGCAACGCAGGUUUCCAUGUUUUUGCAUGACAAACUCGAUGUAUUCCAGCUGCUUGUUUGCAAUCCCAUCGGCGAGAAGAAGUCUUUCAAUGGAUAGCAGCAGUUCCCAGUGAGGUGGCGUUGGAAGUGCAGGGGUCGAUAAACCGCUUGUACGUGCACAGAUAGUCGCCACCAAUCAGCGACACAUCGUGACGGCCCGUAUGCUCGAGGUGGAAGAACAGCUCGUUGAGGCGGACGGUGGACGCGACGACCUGGCCGUGGACUUUCAUCAUCUUAUCCUCCGAAAUAUGCAAUAGAAAACAAUGCCUCUGUUGAAGCAUAAAACGUAGCUCAUCGCAGUGAAACUCAGUGUCGUCCUGUGCUGAGAAAUACUAUGUAGAUGCAGCACACUCUACAAAAAAUGCAUGACAGAUUACGUGCCUAUCAAUAGCAGGGACAUUAUUUUCAAACUCAUAUAUCGACAACAGCUCCCGCAACAUCUCCGGAUGAUAACCCAGCCACCCCUUCGUUUUCUUCAAAUCCUCCAACUGCACCAGCGGGUCCGGCUUCUCGAUGAAUUUCACCCCGUUUUUCAGCAAGAACUUCUCGAUUUCUUCCUCGGAUUUUUUUAUGACGAAUUCACCGGCGGCUUGUUUUUUUUUGCGCUCGGCCUCGCGGAGGGCGCAGUCGUUCAAACUGAACGCAAAACGCCACUUCCACUUCUGAAAAGUGCGGCGGACGAGGUCCGCUCCCUGGAACCGGGACUGCGUGCAGUGGAAAAUGUUGGGUCCUGGAAUGUUAUGUAGCAUGCGGAUUAGCAAUGAUUUUAUAGCUGAAAAGGAGGUCGUUUGAGGAGGUCCCUAGAGGACCUCCUAAAUUGUGCAGCUUUGUCAUGCAAAAAAAAAUUGAAUCUGCAUGGUAUGAUGCGAUUUGGAGACCUCCCUAGAGGACCUCCCAGAAGGACCAAAGAGCAUUCGUCCUCAGCGAUCGUCUUCAGAGAGUAGUUUUUCUUGACAAAAUUAAACAAAGAGAUUACAAAACCAAACAACAAUACGGCUCUCCAGCGCCAACACCAGGGUGGGUUUGUCAGCUUCCGCUUUCACUUCCUUCGCAAACUCGCGUUUUGCGCACUUUUCCGGUUCCUUCUUAGCUUCCCGCUGGAGCUGCUUGUCGAUCUCGAAAAAAUCAGCUGCAUUUUGCCCGCGACCCGCCGGUCCCGUCGCCCAGUCCGAUACCAUCACGCCGAAGCUCUCGACCAGUGGGACGCAGUUCAGCGUGUUUCGGUGGAGCCGAUGGAGGAUUGGCAUCGCCCAGGUUCCCUCGAUCAUGCGCGUGGUGGACUGCACAUGGCGGGUUUCGGGACUGCCUUGAUCGAGGAGUUGAUGCACGAUCAUGACAUACUCCCGUUGCUCCGGGCACAUGAUGCUGGACACGUCCACAUCCCGCCACGGAACGUCUUUAUCCUGGAUUGCGGCUUUGACGGCAUCUACACCGAACUUGACGAUCAGCUGGGACAUCAUGUACGCGGUGAGAAACUGGCUCUUCGUCUGUUCGACAUCGGAUGACAACAGCGACGAGUUUCCGGCCUGGAUCGGAGCGGGUUCGAUAACCAAAUCGGUCCACGGCUCGCGGUCUCCAUUUUUGUAGUCCUUUGGUCCCGGAGACUGUCUUGCACGGUACGAGAACUGUGUAUUUUUGGUGGAGGUUCCGCUGCAGAAGAAUGCUAUGCACGAUGGGCUCAUAGUAGUUUUGAUUUGUCCUGCAGAGUCCCGUGGUGGAUAAUCUUAUUCACGAUGGUGCUGCACAUGCAAAGAAAGCGACUUUUCACACUGAAAUCCUAAGUCAUGUAGUACCAGUCCUCCCUGCCCGGCUUGCUUCCGCUGUACGGCUCCGUCAAAGUUGAAGCAAACGUGCGGCGGCUUUGCUCCGAUUUCGUGGUCGUUGAAGAACUUGGAAAGCAAUUCGGACUUCUUGUUGUGCUUAUUCUGUGCCCACAAACGGCCCAGGACUCCGUACUCCAGUUUAUGCAAUGAAAGCCAGUACCCAGCAUCAGUUUCUUGUUGGAUUUUGUAUUAUCGUCAGCAUUACAAAUCUGUCUGCUAUCAACUAGAAGCACGACGCUGUGUACUUGAUUUCAGUAUGGAUACAGGUAUCUGCGCGCGCCGGCGCACUGUUAGCAUCGUGUAUAAUGUUAUUCUGCAUGGUAUGCUUUUGCAUUACAUAUUCGCUCUCAAUGCCAUGCAGGAUAACAUUAUACCCGAUGCUAUCACUGCGGUCAAAUUGUAGCUAUCCGAAGGGAAAACAGCCAGUAUGUGGAAUACCUUGGCGCGGUAAUUGCAGUCGUCUGCGCCCAUCCGACCCAGCUUCUUGCAGGCGGCGUCCUUCAGAGCAUCGUAUGUGAACUGCAGAUUGUUGAUGUUGACGCCCAUCAGGGUCUGAUUGAAGUCGCUCGUUCCGAAUUUCGCAUGUACUUGAAUAGGGUCUUUCUCCAUCCGCCACCACAAAUAACAGUUUACCUGCGUAUUCGCGUGUAUCUCGCUCAUUCGAAAAUUCAUUAUUUUCUGAUGCAGAAAACGCAUGAUAUGCAGUGUGUCAUGCAUAAAGAAUCAAACCUGUACCACAUCCUCGGAAUCCACGUUGUCGACGAGGAUCGGCUUGAUCCUCACCUGGAUCUUGAACAGUAGAUCCCGUGGAACUUGCUCUUCAGCCCAGUAUUUGUAACUACCGGGAGACGGCGCCAUCGACUUCAAACAGUACUUGGAGUGUAUGCACGGAAGAAAAAAUAGUUUUAGGGUUAAGGUUUUGCUCCAAACUGAUUUCUGGAUGCCUCGGAGAAAUAAAUGACUUGUCAGAAUUCAAAUUCUGAAAUCAGUUUGGGACAAAACCUUAACCCUAAACUCAUUUUUCGCAUCGUAUGGCCUCCGGUGAAAGGACACCUCACCGGCUUGUCCCAGAAGGUGGUCUUGCUUUUGUGUCCCGGUCUGACGUAGUCCUCGUCUGGGUCGCUACCGUCAUCGUCGGUAUCAGUGUCAAAUGCGAACCACGCAGCAUCCUUCUUCUUCUGUCCAAUCGGCGAAGGGAGUUCCGACUUCUUCUUCGCGGGAGAAGAAGCGAGAAGAGACGGAGAUUCCUCCAUCUUGGGCGCUCUGUACGGCGUAUGAUUGUCCUCGUAACCACUCGGCAUCACGAGGUCAUGUUCACUCACAAGUCGGUCAGUUUCUACGGGUGAUUCACAAAACAAACUUCGAACUCAGCGUAGGGAGGCUGCGAGCGAUGAUACGACAAAGGUUUACUCCACUUCGCUCUACUGAUGCCAUCAAGCGACCCCAUCUACAGACGCAAACCGCUCACAAACCGACAUCUUCGUGCUGGUAUUGCACAUACCACGUCUGCUACUGGCGAGUACGAACAUCCACAGACCGAGUUUCUGACCUACGUGACCGAUUUGCGUUGCAGAACAACCACUUCAGACACGAGCCUUCACAGGAGCAACUUCAGCUGUUCUUCUUCUGAUUUUUCAAUACCAAAUGAUUAAGAGCAUCUUCGUCACGGUGUGGAAAGUGCAGCUCUUUUCCGUCAUGUUUACGAAGCUCCACCACUUCAAGGAGAAAAUCAUUGUUGACCGCCUAGUGUUAGUAAAGCGAACGAUCUGCGCGGCCUACAGAUCGACACUAUUCGAUGGGUGGAGAAGCAGGUAGUAUUGGUGAUUUGCUACAAUAUCAAUGAUGAGAACUUCAUUUUGUGUAUAUAGAAACAAAUAUAUAUUUUUAUAUUCAAAACUGGGGUAGCCUCUGUGCAAAUUGCUGGAGAAAUACAACAACCUCCCCAGCUUAAAACUGAUAAUUGUUUUAUCAACAUAAAGCAGUAGAAUAGAAAACGCUUCAUAGCAAGUACGAAACUAACCCUAUUCACAACUGCUGAAACAUAGAAGGUCCGAGUUGCGAUAUCAAAUGAAAAAAGCGCGCAUCGCACUUGAUCCAUUGCUGCCAAAAGGGCCUCGCUCAAGUGCUGAUCAUGCCAAUACGAACAGGGGCAAAGGCGUCUGUUCUCAACAUACAAACGGGUACUGCGAUGUGCGCUAUUUUCGCUUCGAUAUCACGCUCACGUGGACAAGGACCGACAGAGAAUUUUUUACGAAGUACGACGCCCUACAUUGGGCGACGCGAAGAUUCACGUUCUAGAAGCUAACCGAAGAAUUACUUCUUUUUCAUCACUUUCAUGGCCGGGGUCUUAGCAGCCUUCUUCGCGGCCGCGGCCGGCUUCUUAGCGGCCGCUUUCUUGGCCGCGGCCUCCGCCUUCUUAGCGUCCUUCUCGGCCUGCUUCUCCAACAAGGCCUUGACCUUCUCCUCGUCCUUCAGGCGCUUCGCCUCCGCCUUGGCCACCUUGUUGUUCUCCUUGGUCUGCUGCUUCUUGAACUCCUUGUUGGAUUCCUCGAUGUCCACGAUCAACUUAUCCUUCUUCUUGCUCAGGGACAACAGCAACGCGGCGGCGAACGGGGACUUCGCAGGAGCCGGGGUCAGGCCGGUGAUGUCGUUGCCGAAGCUCAAGGGGGAGAUGGGCUUGCUCAGAGGGGUGAACCCCAGGGUCUGCGGGGCAAUCGACUUCUCGCCCAAGGACAGCUUGGCGGGCUUGACCGCAGUGGCGCUCACGAUGGCGUGCCGCUCGGGGAUGGACUGCAUGGACGGAAAGUUGGACGGGGGCAUGCCCGUGGAGGAGCCCGGCAAGCCGGUGGACGAGCCCGGCAUUCCCUGAUAUUAAAGCAUUGUGAAGUUCGAACGUGAGGUACUAGAUGGACCGACGAUCAUGCUGCAGCUACACUUACAUCAGGUGUUUCACAUAAAACCAGUCACAUCUUCAGACAGCAUUAGAAUCAAUUCCUGAAACAUCGUAUAGGUGGCGCUAAACUGUACCUGCAUGUUCUGCAUCGCCAGGUAGUACGCGGGGGACUGCAUGGGGUUGGGCAAGCCGGUCAUGGGGUUGGGCAAGCCGGUUCCGGGGACCAUCUGCUGGACGAUAUCCAAUACAAGCCUCUGCUUUGUAGUUUGUCAUGCAAGACAUGCAUAUAUUCGAUCUGGAUGAGGUCGUUACUGAGCGCGAUUAUUGCGUUGUAAAAACGAACAUGCACAAAUGCCGAGGUUGCAUUGGAUACUACAUCGGAGUCGGCAUGACAGACGUCGGCGCGGGGCCACCCGCACCACCCGCACCGCCGUUACCGAAGUGGGUCGGGCGGGACAACCCGCAAAGGUGCGGCUUCGGGCACUCGAACACGGCCUCAAACCACAUGUCCUUGAGUAUGCAAACAAAAUCUUCAGCGAAGUCAUGCUUGUCAUGCAGAAACGAGCACUACAGAGCAUGACACUGGAAUGCAUAUUAUCAAGGGCUCAAGGCGUGAACUCUGCAUGCAAAAUACGGACCUACUGUGACUUCGCUGAAGGAUGACGUGCAUAUUGGUGCCGGCCUUGGACAAGUACUCGACGGAAUGCUGCAAGGUGCGGUACUUGCGGUCCGGAUCACGGGGGAUUAACUGAUGAGUUUUACGUUGACAUUGGAAACUGGACUCAUGACGCACGUACCGAUGUGCCGAUAUGUUCACACUUCUCUCGGAUAAGAACAAAACGAAAAGUGCUACCAUGUGGGGGUUGACACCCAUCCGGACGUACACCUCAUUGACCUGGAUGGCGUCGUAGAUGCACUGCUUCACCUUCAUGGGGCAACUCUCGGACAGGGUGGCAAAGAAGUCGGUCGAGAUGUCGUGGCCGAAGAGGUACCAGCCUGUGAUGAUGAAGAGAGUUCAUAUUCAUGAUCGUAUAGUUGUGUUUCAUGUAUGGUUUUCAUGUCAUGCAGGUGUAGAAACAAUGGUCACAGUGAUAUACUCAUUUGCUGAAGAUCAUGAACUACAAACUCAGUAACGAAAGCAACAUACUACAGAAAAACUCUAUACGGUCGAUGUUUCCGGCCAGCGCCGCCUUCGAAUAGGACAAGAUCAACAGAAAGCCGAUCUGCUUCGCGCGGAGAACGGUCUCGUACUCGGAAAGGGCGUCACGCAUGGCGUUGACAUCACUCUGGUUGAAGCUGUUCACUUGUGCAUUCAAGAAUGCAGAGACAGUCUUUGGCAUCUUCGACAACGACAUUUUUGGUGUGAUGCAAGAGUACUUGCACAAGUUUGCAGUAAGGCAGAGUGAAGUCUUCACUUCGUAAAAAAACGGCUACGGGUUCGGUCAACAAUGUCCAAUGGUGGAAGAUCAGCAACGACGCCCAAGAUUAACAACAAGUCUUCAGGUGAAAGAUCCGGAAUCAUUUUUUCAAACAGUUGGAAUUGGGUUUCAACUUCACACUCAACUCUGCUGAAAGACAACACGCGGUGAGCUUGGGGAUUGUGGAAUUGUGUGAGGAACAGACAGGUAAAAUCGUUUAGUUGGUUUGUGUUCGCAAAUAUGUUCUCAACUCUAGCACAGACAGUCGGGAUUGCUUCGCGGUAUUGAUUGUCAAGCAUUGAAUUCAAUUUUCUACAAAGCAGCUCAUUCUUCUCAUCUCUGUUUCACAUCGCAACGCAGAUCACAACACAGCCUCAAAAACCUCUUCUCCACACCAGCAUCUUCGCGAAGGGACCAUGCAGCAUAGCCUCGGCGGCCAAACCGUUCCCAGACACAGCCGCAAGACAACUAACCACAUUAGCUAUAAGAAAACCUAGAUAGUUAAUCAUAAAAUAGCUAGAUAAUCAUAAUAGUUUUACAAUAAAACAGAUUUUUGAAAAUAGUUUUCGAUUUAAUAGCUGCUCCUGUUAUAGUUCAUGAAACUACAUUAUAGCUGCAGCCUGAUCGAAUAGCAAUAAAGUGUAUGAUUCUUCGCAUUACAAUACUUACGAAUCCGGAGAUGUUGAGAAGACGCAAAACGUCUUUCUUUGAACAAAGCAGCAACUCAUUAGCACAACCCACGUCGACCCGGGAGAAAUGAGUGUGGUCUACCCACAAACUACGAAAUUCGUAGAUGAAAAACCUUACAUGUAGUUGCUGGAGUGGUUGAACAAAAAUGUAUGUAUGUUUAUAUUCUGCAACUGCACGUGCACCAAUAUUAACAACUGCAGACUUUACGACCGUUGGACAGUCUUGUUGUGGCUAUGCCAGGCAUAGAAUUCGUUCUGUGCCUCUUCCAAGGCUUAAGACGGAAAGGGAAGGGGCGCCAGGGGCACCAGAAAAUGGGUUUUCUAGCCUCGAUCAACG